Messenger RNA from Nerophis lumbriciformis (worm pipefish), 936 nucleotides. NCBI's taxonomy places the organism in Eukaryota, Metazoa, Chordata, Actinopteri, Syngnathiformes, Syngnathidae. The record is from RefSeq and is a predicted model, not a curated record.
AUGGACCUAUGUAAGACCAUCAAAGGUGUUUCCUUCCUCCUGCAAACAGGAAUUGGCAUCUUAGGGAACUUAGUGGUGCUGGUGGCCUAUGCCAACAUCCUCUACACCGAACAAAAAAUUCUUCCAGUAGACAUGAUCCUGUGCCACCUGGCCUUUUCCAACCUGAUGAUCCUGCUGAUCCGUUGCGUGCCCCAGACCAUGACAGUGUUCGGGCUCACCAACCUGCUGAACGACACCGGCUGCAAGUUGGUGAUUUACGGCUACCGCGUCGGCCGGGCGUUGUCGAUCUGCCUCACCUGCAUGCUCAGUGUGUUCCAGGCGGUAACCAUUGCUCCCUCCAGUCCUCGCCUGUCCAGGAUGAAGUCCUCCCUUCCUUUUCUGGUCCUUCCCACCUUCGUCGGACUCUGGUUCCUCAACAUGGUCAUAUAUAUUUCAGCUCUUCUAUUUUCCACAGCUCCACAUAGUAAUAGCACACUGCCCGCCUUCACACUUAACCUGGGCUUCUGCCUUAUGGACUUUAGAGACAGCAUGCUCUACAUCAUCCAAGGGGUGAUCGUCUCUGGAAGAGAUUUUUCCGUCGUGGCCCUGAUGUUGGUCUCCAGUGGUUACAUUCUACAGCUUCUCCACCGUCACAGCCACCAGGUGCGAGGUGUCCGUCGCUCCCAUUCGGCAGAGACCAGAGCAGCCAAAACGGUUGUCACCCUGGUUGUCCUGUAUGUCUUCUUCUUCGGCAUCGAUAAUGUGAUAUGGAUUUACAUGCUGACCGAGGCCAAGGUAUCCCCGGUGGUGGCGGACAUGAGGGUGUUUUGUUCAUCCUGCUAUGCAUUCCUCAGUCCUUACUUCAUCAUGUCCUCCAACAAGAAGGUGAAAGCCAGAAUUGUGUGUGUGGCCGAGCAGGAUCACCCAGCUUCAACAGACACUCAGGACUCGAAAUGA